Messenger RNA from Poecilia latipinna (sailfin molly), 1720 nucleotides. Its product is annotated as septin-7. Gene Ontology annotation, cellular component: septin complex. NCBI's taxonomy places the organism in Eukaryota, Metazoa, Chordata, Actinopteri, Cyprinodontiformes, Poeciliidae. The transcript has 15 exons. Bases 107 to 1387 code for a protein of 426 amino acids. Gene Ontology annotation, molecular function: GTP binding. The record is from RefSeq and is a predicted model, not a curated record.
AGGUUCUUACGUGACUCACUGUGCGUAGCUCAAGCAAAAGUAGCGAGAAGGGGGAAUGUCGGCUUGUGAAUGAUCGGUGUUUGAGGCGGCAGGGACCGUUAACGUUAUGGCUCAACAAAAGAACCUGGAUGGAUACGUUGGCUUUGCAAGCCUCCCCAAUCAAGUGUACAGGAAGUCUGUGAAGAGGGGCUUCGAGUUCACCCUGAUGGUUGUGGGCGAAUCUGGCCUGGGGAAGUCGACUUUGAUUAACUCGCUGUUCCUAACAGACCUGUAUUCAGCAGAGUAUCCUGGACCUUCACACAGAAUCAAAAAGACUGUACAGGUGGAGCAAUCUAAAGUCUUAAUAAAGGAAGGAGGCGUCCAGCUGCUGCUCACAAUAGUUGACACCCCGGGGUUCGGAGAUGCAGUUGACAACAGCAACUGCUGGCAGCCAAUCAUUGACCACAUAGACAGCAAGUUUGAAGACUACCUGAACUCAGAAUCACGGGUGAACAGACGACAGAUGCCUGACAGCCGGAUCCACUGCUGCCUUUAUUUCAUCGCCCCCUCUGGACACGGACUGAAGCCCUUGGACAUCGAGUUCAUGAAACGGUUGCAUGAAAAAGUCAAUGUCAUCCCGCUGAUCGCCAAAGCAGACACUCUCACCCCAGAAGAAUGCCAACAGUUCAAGAAGCAGAUCAUGAGAGAAAUCCAAGAGCACAAAAUCAAGAUUUACGAGUUUCCUGAGACGGAUGACGAAGAGGAGAACAGGCUGGUGAAGAAAAUUAAAGACAAGCUGCCGCUGGCUGUGGUGGGAAGCAACACCAUCAUCGAGGUGAACGGCAAGAGGGUGAGGGGAAGACAAUACCCCUGGGGGGUUGCAGAAGUUGAAAACAGCGACCAUUGUGACUUCACCAUCCUCAGGGACAUGCUCAUCAGGACUCACAUGCAGGACCUGAAGGACGUGACCAACAACGUCCACUAUGAAAACUACCGCAGCAGGAAGCUGGCUGCUGUCACCUACAACGGCGUGGACAACAACAAAGCAAAAGGACAGCUGUCCACCAAUAUGGACACAGUUGAAGGAAUGAGUCCCCUGGCCCAGAUGGAGGAGGAGAGGCGAGAGCAUGUGACCAAGAUGAAGAAGAUGGAGAUGGAAAUGGAGCAGGUGUUCGAGAUGAAAGUCAAGGAGAAGGUGCAGAAGCUCAAAGACUCUGAGGCAGAGCUUCAGCGGCGUCACGAGCAGAUGAAGAAGAACCUGGAGGCUCAACAUAAGGAGCUGGAGGAGAAGAGGCGCGUCUUCGAGGAUGAGAGGUCAAACUGGGAGCUCCAACAGCGGCUGGAGCAGCAGAAGAUGGAGGCCUCCAGGACCCUGGAGAAAAACAAAAAGAAAGGAAAGAUCUUCUAAAGACAGUUGGCGGGACCAGCCCAGCUCCAGUUAUUUUUAAUUUGCCAACGUUGCCGGUCAGAACACCUGAAUGUGGCGCUCUGACUCCACCCAUUAUUCCCACCUUCAUCUCUUCUCUGCUUCCCUGUUUUCACUCUCUCCUGUGCUCUUCCUGCUCCCAGCCACUAGAGGUCACACUCGGGCCAGUUUUUUUUUUCUUUCUUUUCUUUCCUUUUUUUUUUAUUCAAGCCAGAGGUCAGAGGGCGGUUUGCGUGUACAGCCAGAGCCCCCUCUCACUGCCCAGGACUCAUCAUCAUUAAGGAAUGUGUUUACCUUAACAACAGGAAAAAAAAA